AUGGUGUCAGGGAGGCACCGGACCACGCUGAGGCGAGCGAGGCGGCUCCGGCGCUCCUUCGUCCAUCCUCAGCCGCCGACGUCGGCCCGGCGCCCCUGCCCUUCCCCGCCGCGCCCGCAGACCCCGCCCAGCGCCGAGCCGCUCGGCCGCACCAGGCGCGCCCCGGGAGCUCCGGGCAUCACAGCGGCGCCGGCGCCCGGGGGAGGCCGGGCCGGCGUCCUCUACGUAACCGACAGCUCUGGAAAGAGAAAAGGUGCGGAGGGGUCCUGGCGGAGGCAGCCGCUCCCUCCGCCGCCCCGAGGGGACGCCGUCCCCCGGGCCACUCGAAAGCAUGAAAUGGGCGGCAAAAGCGCAGCAGACGCCUACGGGACCCGGACGGUCCCCGAGAGGCAGCAAGCAGCGCUCCCGCGCUUCGCCCGUCGCGCUCCCGCCACGUCUCCGGGCUGUGCCGCCCGCUCCCCUCCCUGCGGUGGGGGCUGGGCGGCGGCUGGGCCCCCACCGUUGCCGCGCUCCCCACACCCGCGCGAGGCCGGCUCUCCGCCCGGAACGCCGGGGCGCUUCCCGCAGAGGCGACACCGACUCCGGCGCCGCAACCAGAAACCACGGCACAGCCCAGAAGUCCCCAGGCCACCCGCUCCCCAGCACCCUUCGGGGAAAUCUCGUGCACCUCUGCAGGAGGCGAGAAUAAAACAAACAAAAACCCCGUAAAACUGAAACCGGGCCGGGCGGCGGCAUGGGUGGCAGUGGCAGUGGCAGCGGUAGCAGCCCGGCGAGCGCGGACACACGCCCCGUCUCGCGCUCCGCUGCUCCAGUGAGUCCGGACGAACCAUAGAGAUCACUUAAGGAGGCUCGCGCGCUACUCCCCACCACGUGACCGCCCCGCCAGGCCGCCCCCCGCGCCGCCAUCUUACAUCCGGGACCGAGGCGGCGUCCCUUUUCCCCGACUUGGCAAAACUUCGACGUGUCACUAGAAAUCAGCCCCUAAAGGGGGGGACCCCGAUUCCACGUCACCAAAGUGCUGAGGCCGUGGGCCAUGCCCCCCAAUCCGCUUUACGGGGCAAAGUGGAGCCCCUAACUUCUCUCGGUUUUUGCCCGCAAAGAAAAUGGCGGCACUUACCGCCGUCUAAGUGGACACGUUGUCUUCUGGCCGGGGUUUAAAGUUUCUGGCACCUCCUUUCGCAUCCGGCAAGGACACCGCCACAUGCGCUCCACCCCGCGGCGUGGCCGCCGUGCUACAUUACGCAGAAAACCGGCGGGAAAGCUGCUGCACCGCUUACUUUAAUGCGCAGGCUCCUGGGACUUG
Messenger RNA from Balaenoptera ricei (Rice's whale), 1303 nucleotides. RefSeq names its product basic salivary proline-rich protein 2-like. The transcript has a single exon. NCBI's taxonomy places the organism in Eukaryota, Metazoa, Chordata, Mammalia, Artiodactyla, Balaenopteridae. Bases 1 to 708 code for a protein of 235 amino acids. The record is from RefSeq and is a predicted model, not a curated record.